AUGUCAAAUUUGCGAGUCUUGAUCGUCGGUGCCUCCAUCGCAGGCCCAACGGCAGCCUACUGGUUCGCCAAAACCGGGGCAAAAGUCACAGUCAUCGAGCGAUUCUCUCAAAUGCGAAAAAACGGACAUAAUGUCGACAUUCGAACUGCAGGCGUUUCGGUAAUGCGUAAGAUGCCUGGUAUGGAGGAAGCAGUUCGAGCCAACCUCCAACAAGUGGACGGUAUAAGUAUUAUGCGUGAGGAUGGCCGACCUUACGGAACCAUGACUUCCACCGGGAAUCCCGAUCAACAGUCAUUGAUCUCUGAGUUUGAAAUUCUGCGCGGUGAUCUAUCGCGUAUCCUUUUCGACUUGACCAAAAACCACGAGAGUGUCAAUUAUAUCUUCGGCGAGCAAAUUGCUUCCAUGCAGCAUCACGAGAAGAACGAUGGGCAUAUUCAAGUCAAGUUCCUGAACGGUACACCCACCUCAGAGUAUGACCUUGUCGUGGCCUGUGACGGCGCGACAUCAAGGACUCGCGCAAUUGGACUCAGCUGUGGCGUGCGCGACUACAUCCAAACUAUGAACCUAUGGUCAGCCUACUUCUCAAUCAAAAAAGACCUUCUCAACGGGAGUCAAAUAUGUCAAGCGUACAGUGUUGUUGGCGGCCGUGCCAUCUUCAUUGGUCCUGAUCCCACUGGAGGCAGCCGGAUUGGGUUAAUGGGAAUUUACCCGCGCACCGAUCCUGAUGCAAUGAAAAAGUUUCGCGAAGCAAAUAAGCUCGACACUAAUGCGCUCAAGAACCUCGUCGCCGAGCACUUCAAAGGAGCAGGCUGGAAGUGCGACGAGGUGAUUCGAGGCAUGCUCGAAACCGACGACUUCUACGCCAGUGAAUGGGCACAGGUCAAAGCGCCAACUCUAUACCAAGGGCGAUUCGUAAUGGUCGGUGAUGCUGGCUAUGCGCCUGGUCCAAUAGGCACCGGUACAAGUCUGGCUAUUGCUGGAGCAUAUAUGCUGGCGGGCGAGAUUGGGAAGCACCGAGGUAACCUGGCAGCGGGAUUGAAGGGGUAUGAAGAACAGGUUCGGCCGUUGAUUAAUGAUAUGCAAAAGAUUCCUCCGCUCGUCCCUGGAAUGUUUGCACCUCAGACUAGUUGGGGGAUUUGGGUGAGAAAUACGAUUUUUGCAUUUAUUUGCUGGAGUAGACUUCCGUCGCUCUUAAACAAGUCUUUUGGGAGUUCUUCAAAGCAUUCUGGUGCUUACAAGGUGCCGGAAUAUGAAUGGGCAGCUUGA
This is a messenger RNA of Penicillium taxi, 1266 nucleotides long. RefSeq lists its product as uncharacterized. Gene Ontology annotation, molecular function: FAD binding. Lineage: Eukaryota; Fungi; Ascomycota; Eurotiomycetes; Eurotiales; Aspergillaceae. The transcript has a single exon. The record is from RefSeq and is a predicted model, not a curated record. The coding region runs from base 1 to 1266 and encodes 421 amino acids.